UCAAGCAGUUGUCAGUUGCGCCCGUGGUUGCACCGUUGCUCGCCAGUUUUUAGCGGGCUUAGGCCUACGAGUCGACGCCGCUGCCGAAAGAGCCGCGCACUACGCGCACUGUCGGUUCUAGUUGUGCCGCGCUGCGUUUUUGGUUAAAUAAUUAUUGUGCGAAGCACGAGUCCCUGUAGUGACUAGUCUUUUACGCAAGGUGGUUGUUGAUCGUUCUUGAGGACACACUCGUCGAGGCGGUGAGACCUUCCUUUGCCAGAAUGUCUGCGAAACAGUCAUUCAACGUUGGAGAUCGCGUGUUUGCCAAGGUGCGCGGGUACCCGCCGUGGCCUGCUAGGGUUGAAGAUUGUAUCGGAGACAAAUCAAAGCCCAAGACCCAAAAGUACUCGGUACUCUUCUACGGCACAUAUGAGACGGCGACUCUGGCGCCGAAGGACUUGUUUUCCUACAAGGAUUUCAAGGACAAAUACGGCCAACAGCAGAAAAGGAAGUUUUUCAACGAAGGUCUCUGGGAAAUAGAGAACAAUCCUAAUGUCACACCACCUGGAUUAGGGGGGUCUGGCAGCAAAGCUUCUGGGAAAAAGGAGGUCAAGGAGGCAGCGCCACCUGAAAGUGAGGAGGAAGAAGAGAAGGAGGAGUCUGAGUUGGUCAUUGACGAAAAGCCAUCAAAAAAUAAGCCUGAGCCACAGCCUGUAAAGAAAAGGGGAACCAAAAGAGCAUCAAAGGACUCCACAGACGACCAGAACGCUGGGGAAGGAGAAACGCCCAAAAGACGGGCCUCUCGGUCUAAGGAUUCCGCAGCCAAGGCUACCCCAAGCCGCAGUCGCAGUGGCCGCAAGAUAAAGCGCAAGAAGUUCAGCUCUGAAAGCGAAGGGGAGGAGGGUGCUGAGCCCACUGAUGCUGUGGAAGAGGACAACCACAAAGGGGCCAGUGAAGAGGAAACCCCGCUGCCACCUGAAGAGAAUGAUGAAGAACCACCAGCUCCACCAUCACCACCACCAGCCAAGGAAGAGCCCCCUACUCCAAAAGAGACGUCACACCGUGGGAAAAAAGGGCGACACCACCACAAGGAGAAAAACGAGGAGCCCGCUCCCGAAGUCGCAGUGCCGCCCGAACCUGAGCCACAGGAGGAGAAGAUGGACGAAGUCGAAGACCAGCCCAUUGAAGCUCCCAGCACAAAGCCGCCGAAGAAGUCUAGCCGACGACGGGACAAACACGCAAGCGCUGAAUUAGCUGCCGCCAAAGAAAACACUGACCAAACUAAAGAAAACGACAUUACUGCUGAGCCUUCGGUUCCCACAGAAGCCAAUGAAGUUGAGAAGGAAGAGGAAGACGAAGUUCCGCCGACAGCUCCAGCAGAGCCACCCAGCAGUCCCUCUCCAAAGAAGAGAUACCGAUCAAAGUCAUGGUGGGAAUCAAGAACCAAGAUGAGGCGAAGAGACUCUGAUACAAAAAGCAGCUCGGAUUCUGAGACUGAGGACGGCUCUGCAGCUCAUGUGCGACUGUCUCCACCAAAGAAGCGCCGGGGAAAUAAGGCUUCAGCAGACAGGCAUCCCCAGCAGAUCCCCGUAGUGGUGCUUCGUGAUGUAUCUGAGAUGAUGGGCACAAGUAGAGGAACUUCCUUCACUGUGGAACAAAGCAAUGGAGUGGUCACCUCUGUCACACACCAGGAUGGUCUCAAGGAAGCAACUACAGCUUUUGAAAAGCUGCAGAAGAAAAUAAGUAGCAACCCGUUAGAAAAUUAUGAGCGAAAGUUGAGGCACUAUGAAGAAAAUGGGAUUCGGACUUCAAACAAGAGCGACGAGUUCAGCAGGUUCCUAAGUGUCCUGAACAAGUACAUCCACGAGCACCAGAAACGGGAUGAGCAACUCACGGAAGUUAUUACGCGUGUCUGCAACCUGUUCAAGAUCUGAAAACCUGUGUUUCCAUUCGUCAUCUUUCUCGCCAUCUCCUCACCUGCUUUCACUAUGCGCUUUUUUUUUUUUUUUUCUCUCUCUCUCUUCUCUCUACUUCGCCAGACAGAGCUCUGUUUUGUUCCCCUUUCAGACAUUACAUUUCUCACAGAAUUGAACCGCUUACAGUUUGGUCAACCACAGAAAUGAGUGUAUUCAACUUUGUGGCAUCCGAUAUGUUAUGCUAAGGCAUGUCCCAGACGGCUCCCUCCACAUAUGUUGCCAUCAUUUACGCAGCGUUUGCUGUUUUCUCGUGUUCCUUGGUUGUUUUCGUCCUAUUCUUCGGGUUCUUUUCAACGAAAUUGUUUACAUCUGCUUAGACACUGCACCAGAGCUGCAAGUGCUCAUUUAUUCUGGGCCUUGUUCUGUUCUGGGACCAGCUAGUCUUUUUGUUUGAUUUUGCCGCAGCUUGCAGUUUUAGUGCGCAACAAAAAAGGACUGCUGUUUUCAUAUUCACAUCAUAUUCUUACCUUUAUUUUUGUGGUACAUGUGUACUAGUAGUGUCUCAUUUGCUUUCUCACGCCCUCACUUUUAUGCCAUGUGAAAUGCAGCUCGUUGCCACUCAGUUCAUUUCUUCUCAUUUUAAUCAACAAAUAGAAUUACUUGGUGCCAUAACAUCUUUGAGUUCAUUUGCACAAAACCAAGGCUCUCUUGUGAAUAGUUGUCAUUUUACCAUUUUAGUACAAUUCCGUUGAGGCAUUAGUGUCAUACCUGUUUCGUUUUCAGUUGUGUGUUUUGUUACUGAACUAAUCACUGUUGCAGAAAGCACCUUUCGCGUGAAAUUCUUAUCACCUGAGUUGACCUAUUCAAGGUUGAACCAUUAAAGUUUGUUGCUUUUGCCAUGUUAAAUAUGUGAGGGGAACUGGAAUUGAAACUUACUCUGCCAGAGAUUUUGUUUUUGGAAUUGGUUGAGAAUCCUUACUUAUUGUACUUUGCAGAAUCUUGCAUUUUACAAAUUCUGUUCUUGUAACAGAAAGUGAGGUUUGCUUUUGAGGUGCAAAGAUGUCUUCCCUCUUCCCAGAGCAUGGCGUCGAGAAAACUGGCAAAGCCAAUGUCUUGUAUUUAUGUAGCCCUGCACAAUUCUCACAAUUUCAGCGAGGCUGUUGUCAGCGCUUCCUUCUUUUUAUCAACACUGUAUGUUCUCUGAAAUAAAACAGUUCAUGAGAAAA
Dermacentor silvarum is the source of this 3121-nucleotide messenger RNA. Its product is annotated as hepatoma-derived growth factor-related protein 2-like. Gene Ontology annotation, biological process: regulation of transcription by RNA polymerase II. Gene Ontology annotation, molecular function: transcription coregulator activity; double-stranded DNA binding. Gene Ontology annotation, cellular component: nucleus. The coding region runs from base 261 to 1913 and encodes 550 amino acids. The record is from RefSeq and is a predicted model, not a curated record. NCBI's taxonomy places the organism in Eukaryota, Metazoa, Arthropoda, Arachnida, Ixodida, Ixodidae. The transcript is spliced from 15 exons.